AUGGAAUGCUUCGAAGAUCCGUUUAUGAUCCGUUUUUCCCAAGGCACCAUCGGGGAGCAUUUCAAGGAUGAGCCACGUCCGUCCAUUUUUGAGACUCUUGAGCAGAUCGAAGCGGGGAUGGAGAAGCGCAAGAUUGCACUCAUGCACAUCGUCAGGCGGCAGGACGGUAUCCUCGUGACUUUGGACAACCGAAGGCUGGCAGUUUACAAGAUGGCAAAACGUGCUGGCCAGUGUGGCAAGGUCAAGGUGCUGCUUGUUCGCUUAGAAGACGUAGAGAGGGAGCUGCGUCACAAAUCGGAUUCCAUGGUGGAAGGGCGGUCAGUGAAGGUUCGGGGAACGAACAUCACCAUCCACGCCGAUGGCAGCAAAACGGAGACGCCGUUGAUGUCAGAUGGACAGUUGCAGCACCGUGCAGAUAUGGGCGGGCAUUGGACUCAAGAGCAGAACGCCGUCAUCUCACGAGGGGUCACUGACAUUGAGGCAGUGGUAAAGCAGGUGUUGGGUGGUUCUGCUAAGCUCAUGAAAGCUGGAAGCUUUAUGAAAGGCACCGACGUGGCUGGCGAGUCUGACAUCGAUGUCAUGGUCUUUGGAAGUGGCCCUAUUUCUCGUCAGCAAUGGGAUGGGAUCGUGUCGGGCAUCAAGCAGAGAGGCUAUACCAUAGAAAGUGUCAACCCUCGGUGCAUUCACGUGAGGGUGGACAAAGGCUUGGUCACCAUCGAGUUCGAUGUUGUUGCAAACCAGAGGCAAGGGUUCCCGCCAAACAAAGAGCCCGAGAAUCCCUUUCGAGACAACCGGUUGGCUGCGCAAGCAGUUCGAAAUAUCAAGAUGGAUUUCAUUGAGUCCGAGGAGAAGGGCUUUAGUGGCCAUGCCAUUGAGCAAGCUGUGCUGAAUGAGCAGCAGAAGUUGCGGUCCCCUAGACUUGGAGAGCUGAUUGAUGUAGCCAAAGCAGCUCUGAAGAGUCAGAGGACACAAAAAUUGAAGCGCCCUCUCACGGCUGCACGUGAGAACAAUGCUUCAGAGGGGACCACUGAUUGGUCUAAACCGGUUGGAGAGGGAAAGUUUCGAAAGGUCUUUAAAGGAGAAUAUACUGUCGGUGAUCGCGCUGGACAGAGCAAUGUUUCGAAGGUUUUCAAGGAUGGAACAGAAGCGUUCGAGGACUCCUUCUUUGAGCAUGAUGUAGCUUUGUGCGAGAAGGCCAUUGAAAUCACCGAUGCCUUCAACAAGGUGAAAAAGUUUAAGUCCUUGGUUCAGGUGUGCAAAGCUGAAAUCUGGCAUAGCAAGAAGACCAAGCAGCGUUUCUUGACUGAGCCGUUCAUUGCAAACUUUGACAACUUCAACUCCAACAGUGGGUGGCAAGGUGUCAGUGAGUGGUCCAAAGCACUUCAGAGCCUGAGCCACUUUUCUUAUCAUUAUAGUCAUGGAGAUGUGGUUCUUUGCGACUUGCAGGGUGCGAUUGAAGAUACUGCUGUGGUUUUGACUGAUCCGGUUCUAAAUUCCAGAGACAAGCGCUAUGGCCCAACGGACUUGGGGCAAAAGGGGAUUGAGAACUUCUUCCAUCACCACACGUGUGGCAAUUGGUGCGAUGCCGCAUGGUCGAAACCACGUGCUACCUACAAGCACUUUACUCCUCAGGCUGGAACAGCCAUGAUCAUGUGA
Durusdinium trenchii is the source of this 1656-nucleotide messenger RNA. The record is from the annotation of a GenBank genome assembly. NCBI's taxonomy places the organism in Eukaryota, Dinophyceae, Suessiales, Symbiodiniaceae.